AGAAGUUGGUGGGUUUGGGCGGCGAAACAGCGAAUCUGUGGGUUAAUAUGCUUUGGUUUGUUUCUCAAUAUAUUUAACGCCGAAAAAACCAUCACUUUCUCUCUCACUUACUUCAUCAUCGUAACAUAAUUCACAUCGUUUUUUCCGCUUCCAUCUCCAACUAACGCCACCAUCAUCUGGUGAUCAUGGCAUCCUUGUCAGCUGUGAAUGUUUCCCCGCUAUGCAUGAUUCAAACUGCAAACCGCAAUCAAUCAACCAUUGCUACCACAGCGAAGUUCCCUUCAUCUUUCGGGUCUACAAAGACUUAUUCCAAAACUUGUGGCUUGAAGUCAUCAUCUUCAUAUAGAACAACUGCAAUGGCUGCUUACAAGGUUAAGCUAAUUGGACCAGAUGGAAAAGAGAAUGAGUUUGACGCCCCCGAUGAUGUUUACAUCUUAGAUGCAGCAGAGGAUGCCGGAGUUGAACUCCCUUAUUCAUGCCGUGCUGGAGCUUGCUCUACUUGUGCUGGAAAGAUUGUUUCUGGCUCGGUGGAUCAAUCUGAUGGCUCAUUCUUGGAUGAUAAUCAACUUAAGGACGGCUUUGUGCUUACCUGUGUUUCCUAUCCAACCGCAGAUUGCAUAAUUGAAACUCACAAGGAAGGGGAACUCUACUGAGAAAUGUUGGGCCCUUGAAAGUUAACACUAUUGCUUGGGGAAACCGAGAGUUUUAAGGUAGAUUUUGCAGCUGAUUUGGUUGUUCUGCUUUAGUAUCAACUUUUCUUUUGGCAUUAUUAGUUACUUGGGAUAAUGAUGAGUUUUUUAUUUUAUUUUGUGCAAGCAAGCACUGUAGUUUUUAGAUUAUAAGUUUGGCAUUUAAAUGUGAUCGAUGAUGUCAUUUUAGUCUUGAAGGACAUAAUCAACCAUUCAUAAAUUGGUCCAGAAAUUUUCACUUUCUUUUUUAAAGUAC
Messenger RNA from Medicago truncatula (barrel medic), 945 nucleotides. Its product is annotated as ferredoxin, root R-B1. Gene Ontology annotation, cellular component: plastid. The coding region runs from base 186 to 653 and encodes 155 amino acids. Gene Ontology annotation, molecular function: electron transfer activity; 2 iron, 2 sulfur cluster binding. NCBI's taxonomy places the organism in Eukaryota, Viridiplantae, Streptophyta, Magnoliopsida, Fabales, Fabaceae. The transcript is spliced from 2 exons. The record is from RefSeq and is a predicted model, not a curated record. Gene Ontology annotation, biological process: electron transport chain.